Molecule: messenger RNA, 3403 nt
Organism: Papaver somniferum (opium poppy)
Lineage: Eukaryota; Viridiplantae; Streptophyta; Magnoliopsida; Ranunculales; Papaveraceae
Exons: 23
Coding region: 117-3014 (965 amino acids)
Source: RefSeq, a predicted model, not a curated record
UUAAAACCCCAAAAUAUCUUACAGACGCAUCAUUUUCCCUCCAAAUCCCCAAAAUCCUAAUUUCAUGUUCGCAGAUUCCGAUUAGUUUCCCGAUCAGGUUUGAUUCUUCUGAGACGAUGUUAAAAUGGAUGGGUGGAUCGAGGAGGAAAGUGACAAACUCAAGAAAAUCAACACAUAAAAGGCAAAGACAGUAUUUCGAGCAAAAGAAACGACAGAAACAUACCAAUGGAGAAGUUGAUGCUGAAGGAACUCAUGGGUCUGCUGAAUACCACCGGACACCUAAAUCGUUGGAUAUCUUAAGUUUGUUGAACUUGACGGUAGAGGCCAAGGGGGAUAAUUCUGGCUGCAACAAUGCAACGGAUGGUCCAGCGCUCAGAGUUUCGCCGCUGAAUUAUCAAGUCCCCGAGGACAUACAUAAGGUAGCGGAAAUCCCAGUCCUGAGAUUUUCACCCGUGAACUACCAGCUUCAGAAGGGCACAAAGACUAAAUCACCAGCCAAAGAAGAGAAGUGUGCACCCCCCCAAAAGAAAUUCUCCAGUGAUCCUCAUAACACAGCAACUUUCCAUAAGUACUCUUCCAACAAAAAUGGUGAUAAGUCGGAUUGCUGGAAGAAUGCAACUGAAACUCAGUUCUCAUUACUCGAUUUACUUGGUGAGGACGGGUCAAAUGAAAAAGCAGAAGGAAGUCCAGUGCGAGAGUGUCAUGUUGCCUUUUCUGUCGAAGGCUUAGGUAAAACAAGGAUGGAAACUCCAGUUCAUUCACCACAACAACAAUGCAGGUUGCCAUCACCACCGAAGGCUGCAAAGAGGCACCUCUCAUCUAAUAAAUACAAGAUGAAUGAGCUUAAACAGAAUGCUGUAUUGUAUGAUACCGACAUGCCAACUAGUGACACUUCUUUUGACUUGCCAUUCAACUCAAGAGACAUAAGGGAUAACCAUGGCAAUUCAAGGAGCGACAAUCUCUUUGUAAAAGGUUGCAAGCCCCUGGAUGGUCUUAAUUUUAAAUUGGACAGCCUGUUCUCUGAAAGAUGUCUGAACAACAAUUUGGAAGAUAAAAGUGAAGACCCAUGGAAUGAUAGGUCAGGAUUCCUUGAUGACGAUUCUACCGAUGAGAAGAUGCUUGAUGAAUCUACGAAGAGUCAACUGUUUGAAAUAGAUUAUUACAGUCCUGAUGAUUUCUGUAGGGAGAACACUUAUGACAUGCAUCCAUAUUCUUUUGAAGAUCCCUCUCUGCAGAAAAGGGAGAAGAUAAACGACAUGCAUGCAUUUGCUUUUGAAGAUCCCUAUCUGCAGAAAAGGGAGAAAUCACAUAACACACAUGCAUUUGCUUUUGAAGAUACCUAUCUGCAGAAUAGGGAAAAAUCACCCAACAAGCAUGCGUUUGCUUUUGAAGAUCCCUAUGUGCAGAAAAGGGAGAACACAUACAAAACACAUGAAUUUGCUUUUGAGGAUCCCUAUUUGCAGAAAAGAUGCAGGAGCUCAGUAACAACAGAAAGAGAUAUCUUAUCAGAAUUUGAGCCGACUGCUCCAUAUUUUGAGCAUCUGCAUUCAAGAAAGGACAAGGACUUCAUGACUUUUGAUGACACCAGGCGUAGAGACCGGAAAUGGGAUAGCGAACCCACUUGGUCUUAUUUUGAAAAUGAAGACCUAAAGGAUAACUUGAGCUUGUUGAGUGAAGAGUCCUCCUCAUCUACUGCAGUGUGGGGAGACAAAGUUGAACAUUCCACAUUGAACCCAAUGGGGGGACCGGAAGGCAGCAUGAGGAAACAUGAAAGUGAUGUCGACCUGAGUCCAGGAAGGAUGUAUAAUCCAAAGCAUCUAUAUGCUGAAGGGAAAGAGUUAGGAAAGGAAACAGGGGUAACUAAGCUGUCUAGGAGAAACGACAUCUAUAAGGCCAAGAAGGAUUUGGAACCAAAGUUCAAUGCUUUGUAUGAGGAAGAAUACACCGUGGGAGAUACGAAAUUAAGCAACAAUUCUUUCCUAAGAACUCCAUUGGAGUCAAGUCCAACAUCCUUUGAAUGCAAGAUUGGGUCUGAAGGUCUAUCCAGUGCAUGUCCUCAUUCCAAAUUAUACACCAACAAACAGCCGCUUGGUAAGAGACGCACACCUGAUGCUCCAUCAAAGCAGGCCCCUCCCUUCAGCUUUAAGGAAGAUUUAUUUCAGCAACCACUCAUUCCAGUACACUCUGAUCCUAUUUCAAGGAAGCUGGAUACACCUCAUUCCAAAUUAUGCUCCAACAAACAGGCACUUGGUAAGAGACGCACACCUGAUGCUCCUUCAAAACAGGCCCCUCCCUUCAGCUUUGAGGAAGAUGUAUCACAGCAAUCACUCAGUCCAGUACAUUCUGAUCCAAAUAGUUUUUCAAUCACUGAAUCUAUUUCAAGGAAGCUGGAUACACCUCAGAUGUCCAGGUCAGAAGGUGAGCCUUCAUAUUCAUCUCACAGAAUUGAUCCACAAGGAGGCGCAGCAUUUCCUGCUUUACCCAAAGAGAGGAAUGACGACUCAGAAUGUGAAGACAGACCAGAACAUCAAGAGAGUGGUUACGGGUUUCUGUCUGGGACGGAGAAAGAAGUUUCUGUUGGAAUCAAUGGUAUCUUAUCACAAGAUGAGAAAACUGUGGACGAUUCAGAUUCUAAGGAUUCAGAAAGCAAGUACAAAGAAAUACGCGAUGAAACACCAGAGCUGAUGGAGAAAUCAAAAGCAAGAGAUUCGUCUGAAAACUCAGAAGAGAUAUCAUGUGCUACUACGGAGAUCCUCGACAAGCUCAAGAUCUGUAUGGAUGACAAACGACAUCACUUCCAUGCUGGCUUGCCUUUGCCAAUUCAAAGUGGAACAAAAGUUUAUGUAGAAAAUGAAGAAACUGAAGAACUUGAGAGAAUUGAAGGAGGUAAAAGGGGGAAAAGUAAGGAUACAGCCUAUAUGGUGAUGCUUGAAAGCUACGUGCUUCAGCUACUGUGUGUACAGAAGGUAUUGAAGAAGGAAGGAACAUCUGAACAUGAGCCACUGAGCCAGUGAAAAAGGUAUGAUCAUUGGUUCCUGCUAUUCUCUCAUUUGUUAGAGAUGUGGGAUUUCUUGAAUGUUUGUUGAUAAAAACUGCCUCUAUUAGAAAUGAACUCUUUCACUACUACCUUUCCCGAUUCGAAAAGUCUAUAGAACUUCUUAAAUACUUGUGUAUAUCUAGUGGAGAUGGUGUAACAUUUACUGAUGUCCAUUCGAAAUUCCAGGUUAGAGCAUCUUUUCUUUUUCCAGUCUAAGGUUGUGAUAUUGCUUACUGAAGUUUCCAUCACAAACCGAUUAAAUUCUUGUAUAAAUUUUUAUCUUGUACAAAAACGUGCAGGUCUCCCAAUUGAACAAAAUUUCUUUGUUCUAUGUAUGAAAUAUCAUGAACCAAACUCCAAGGGAAA